Messenger RNA from Elephantulus edwardii (Cape elephant shrew), 939 nucleotides. It is a transcript of the gene CUNH17orf78, whose product is annotated as chromosome unknown open reading frame, human C17orf78. The record is from RefSeq and is a predicted model, not a curated record. NCBI's taxonomy places the organism in Eukaryota, Metazoa, Chordata, Mammalia, Macroscelidea, Macroscelididae. Bases 1 to 939 code for a protein of 312 amino acids. The transcript is spliced from 8 exons.
AUGGAUACCAUCUUAUUCUUCAGUCUAAUCAUUGCAUCCUAUGAUGCCAACAAGAAAGCACUCCGAGAGAGCAGCUGCCAAGUGGAUGUGCUGCCGGGGCUCCUCGCAAAGGAUGUGAGACACAGCAAGGAUAUCCUAAAGCAAGAAGCCCAAGCAGAAGCCAAAAGGGUUAUGCUCAUUCAAAAUCAAACUCUAGCUACACUUCAAUGUUCAGGGAACAAAGUGAAUGUUAACUUCCUCUACUUGAAGAAAAGGCCAAAGGUGAAGUAUACUCUGAAGAAGCUGAGAGUCAUUGCUGCUCCCAGCAGAAAUGAAUCUGCCUCCCCAAGGUGUCAGCUGGCACCUCCAUCCACAUUACAGAUGGGAUCCCUUCUGACAGGCAAAGCAGUUUUACCAGGGAUCUCCCAGUGUAAGGUCUACCCAGUAAUGGUGGCUUCCUCAGAUACUUUUUCCACUGUUACCAUUUCCACAACUCCUGGGAAUAAAGAAGGAGAGAGAACUACAAGUAUUGAAACAGAUGAGAGCCUAAAGAAGAGGCAAAAAUGGAGCAUUGUGGUAAAAUUCCUGAUUGCUGCCAUCCUUUUGACCAUUGGCAUUGCCAUUAUAGUGUUCAUCAUUUUUGAAGUUCCAUGUCCUAGUCAAUGCCUGGGAGCCAGGGAGCUAUGCCAGUGCUGGUGGUUAUGUGGAAAACAGAGAAACGAAGCUGGCAGGGAAGCCCAGCAACUUGGGGCAGCUGAAGCCCAGCCUGACUUUCAGCCAGAGAAGGAAAUAUUAAGCAGGGGUCUCCCCUAUGGAGUGUUACUUUGCAAACAUGGGGUUGCCAGAGUCAGAAUUGACUCCAUGGCGAUUAACAGCAACAAGGUUGGACAAGAUAUUUCAAACUCAUCAAAACCAAAGAAAGCUCCAGGGAUCACAGUCAUCCAACAGACUUACUUCUGA